This is a messenger RNA of Pomacea canaliculata, 2711 nucleotides long. RefSeq names its product deleted in autism protein 1 homolog. NCBI's taxonomy places the organism in Eukaryota, Metazoa, Mollusca, Gastropoda, Architaenioglossa, Ampullariidae. The coding region runs from base 403 to 1893 and encodes 496 amino acids. The transcript is spliced from 6 exons. The record is from RefSeq and is a predicted model, not a curated record.
GCCAUCUGGAGUCCAUCGUAGGGCUACUCUGGAGAGGUCUGCUAGCGGAGCACAUGUCUAAUCCAUGCAUUUAGAAGAUUUAACAAGCAAAUCACCGUUUUGAUGAGUAUGUUAUCUGGGCUGAGUUCCAGAUGUGUAAAUCCUUCCCUGCACAAAACGGCCUAAACGAAUGUUGACUUCUCGUGUUUUAGUAACAUUUGUUUAUAGACAAGAGACGAUCAGCAGAGACUGCUUUAUCAUGUAGAAACAAAAUUUCUACACUCGUCUUAUAAGAAGAAGGGAAAACAUUAACUGUGUCCUGUCAAAUCGGCAAGCUGAUACAAGGUGAGAGGGGGAGGUAAGGCGACGCAACUUCUCACAAGAGAGACAGGCACCUGUCUCGCACAUUGAAGCAGCAACAUCAUGUUGCCUGGUGGUUCUUUGAGGCACAGAGGAUCACACAAUGUUACUGACAGCAUGAUGCGGCUAAAUUCAGUUGUCAAAGACUCAGCACGCCGCUUCAAAGGCCUUCCAUUUUUAGCUAAGCUUAUGUUUAUAUUUUCUCUCGUCGUUUCUCUUUUGCUGUAUGGAUUUAUUUUUCAAUAUUUUGUUAAGACUGACAUCAAAGAUGACAAAUUUUUAGAGAAUGACUUUUGUCCAGCUUGUCUUGGGCAUAGCGGUUGUGGAUUAAUUUACUUUGACCAGGUACAUUUGUCAGGAUUGUCUGGCUAUCGUGUUAAUCAAAUUUUCAACACCAAAAACAUAUACUAUGGCAGUAUGGGUGAUCAAAAGAUUGUUUUCAAAAAACUUGGAUCUGAUACAGAAAUAAGGGAAUUGGAUAAAAAGAUAUGCAAAGAAGCCAAUCGCCCUGAAGGAUGUGAUGUGCCUAGAGUUUUAUUUAAAACUGAUGCAUCAAUCGAACUAAGGAAAGAAGCAUUGCAGCCUAAGCAUCUCAAACAAUCUGUAGGGAUGUUUACUUGUGCCUCAUAUCGUCUUUUGGACCGACUGUGGACUUACUACAAGGAGAAGCGCAAAGAGGACAUGAUCAUGUUGGGUGACAAGAUGCAAUUGUGGUAUACAGCUAACCUCAAUUCUGAACCCCUUCUUCUGCAGACAUUUCCAGCAAGUGAACGGUGGCCUUUUCCUCACUACUAUGGUGCUUGUGGUCGACACAUUCUGGUGGAACAUGUAGGAAAAACUCUUGAAGAGUAUAGGAAUGAGCCAUUCCACAAGAGGGCUGGCAUUGCUUACGAGCUUUUGAAAAUCGCAGAACUGUUGACAAACAACAAUGAGGACUUUGCUCUCUACAUGACUGAUUUGAAUUGGGAAAACUUUGGCGUUGAUGCUGCUGGGAAAGUUCGCAUUUUGGAUGCAGAAAAUAUUAUUGUUGUGGACAAACUUGCUUUGGAAGCUAAAAAACCCAGGAAGUAUGAUGAAUUUCUUCAGAGCAUGCACCAUCUUUGUGAAGACAGCAGAUGUCUGGCCUUUAACGCUAAUGACCUUUGCACUCGCCUCCAUAGUGACCACAACUACUAUGCUGUGUGUUUCAACUUGCUGGACCCACUUAUGACUGAUCCUCUGAUGCCAGGAGGGCUGCUUCAUAAUAUGCCAGAAGAGGCAAAAGAUUUCUGGGAUCUGGAGCAUCUUCUUAAUGAAUGCACUCGCCCAUCCAAGAUUAAAGGCCGUAUUCUAGCCAAAGACAAACUGAUGACGGCUUUGAUGAAUCUUCGUGACCAGAGCACUGGCCACCAGAACAAACCAGACAUGGGGAUGUAUCACGGAAGAGACUUGCCAGUGAAAGAAGAGGAUUUUGAUUUAGUGCCACGAAAGGAAGGGGGAUUCCAAGCCAUUCCAAAGAAAAACCAGGAAGUCGAAAAGGCAGGUAAUCAAGAUGGUCAAGCAAAGUCCGAGUAAAUGGACUGAAAAAUUAUGUCAUCCAUUAAUCAUGAAAGUGUGCACCACUUAACAGGGCUGCUUCUGUUUCCAGUCUUUUCUUUAGGUUUACCUAUAGCUAGAUGAUGGAUGGAUAAAUGAAUGAAUGAAUAAACAAACAAAAUGAAUGAUAUUGGUGACAUUAGCGACUGCUCAUUAGAUAUAUUGUCUCACUUUUAAAGGAGAAUACUUGAUGUGUUUCCAAGUUUCUGCGGUAGCAUAACCUGGAAAUAAGCAUACAUUCCUGAUUUUGGUUGCAUUUUGCAAGUACAUUAGCUGUUAGACGGAGAGUCAAAAGAGUCUUUUUUUUAUUUUUUUCUGGAACCUGAGAGAAUAACAGUAGGAGAGAAUGUAGCAGUUUAAAGAUUUGGAGCAACUUUUGUUGUUAUUGCUGUUGUUCUGUCAACACAGAGGUCGCAGGAUGAUGUUAAUGCAGUAUGAAGUCCAAAUAUGUUUACUCAAACAAUAUUUUGCUGAAUUUUCGCAUCCAUAAGUUUCUCUAUCUCGUUUGUUCAGCUCAAUUUUGUUGGACCAGCCCCUGUGGCUUUUUUUCCAAUGUCUUAGAAUAGUAAAAUGUUAAUUUUUAGAUCAAUAAUGAUAUAUGAUUGGACCCAAACAUUGUGAUCACCACAGCUAUAUAUAUAUUUUUGUUUCAUCCAUCUCAUGCAGAUUUGUACAUCUCUACACUUUAAAAAAAAAAUGUUAUACCUCUUGCUGAUGGACUGUUUUACGGUCAACAAAUAUUUGUAUAUAUUUGUAAAGUAAAACAUAUUUUGUAAAGUAAAACCACUCUUAGAUAA